Lasiosphaeria miniovina is the source of this 2273-nucleotide messenger RNA. RefSeq names its product serine carboxypeptidase. Gene Ontology annotation, molecular function: serine-type carboxypeptidase activity. Gene Ontology annotation, biological process: proteolysis. The transcript is spliced from 3 exons. Bases 1 to 1836 code for a protein of 611 amino acids. Lineage: Eukaryota; Fungi; Ascomycota; Sordariomycetes; Sordariales; Lasiosphaeriaceae. The record is from RefSeq and is a predicted model, not a curated record.
AUGCGCUGGGCUCACGCACUUCCCGCCUUGGCUUCGGCCCUUCCUACGGCCCUCGGCGCCGCUAACCUCAAGUUCCUCCACCCCGAGCUGGCCGCCAAGCAGUUCGCUGCGAGGGAGAACGCCGCUGCCGCCAAGCCACCGCCCGUCGAGAAGCGGCAGCAGACACAACCUCUCUUUCUCACCGACCAGACCAAGAAAUUCGCGGUCAACGGCACGGGCCUUCCCGAGGUCAACUUCGACGUGGGCGAGUCGUACGCGGGGCUGCUGCCCAUUGAGGGCAAUGACACGAGCAACGAGCUGUUCUUCUGGUUCUUCCCGUCGACGAACCCCGUGGCGCAGAAGAAGAAGGAGAUCCUGAUCUGGCUGACGGGCGGGCCGGGCUGCUCGUCGGUCGGCGAGCUGCUGCAGGAGAACGGGCCGGUGCUGUGGCAGCCGGGCGUGUUCGCGCCCAUCGCCAACAAGUGGAGCUGGCACCACCUGACCAAUGUCGUCUGGGUUGACCAGCCGAUCGGGUCGGGCUUCUCGCACGGCGAGGUGACGGCGCGCAACGAGCAGGACGUGGCGCGCCAGUUCCUAGGGUUCUGGAAGAACUUCGUCGACGCCUUCGCCCUGCAGGGCUACACCGUCUACGUCACGGGGUCGUCGUACAGCGGCAUGUACACGCCGUACAUCUCGAGCGCCAUGCUGGACCAGAACGACACAGCCUACUACAACCUGUCGGGCAUGAUGAUCUUCGACGGGCUCUUCUCCAAGCAGGCGCUGGCCACGGAUAUUCCCGUGGCGUCCUUCGUCAACCAGUGGACCGACGUGUUCGCCUUCAACGACAGCUUCACCCAGGGCCUGCAGGCCGCCGCCCGCCAGUGCGGUUACAUGGACUAUCUGGAGAAGUACCUCGUGUUCCCGGCGGCGGGCCAGCAGCCGGCGAGCCUGCCGGGGCAGCAGCCCGACGACCUCAACGAGACGCCGGGUUGCGGCCUGUUCAUCGACGUCUACUUCGCGUCCAUGGAGCUCAACCCGUGUUUCAGCGUGUACGAGAUCGCCGACCGCUGCCCGCUGGUGUUCGACCCGCUGGGCUUCAGCGUCGGCACCGACUACAUGCCAGUGGGGUCGGGCCCCGUGUACUUUGACCGGGCCGACGUCAAGGCGGCGAUCCACGCGCUGCCGAACCAGACGUGGGAGUUCUGCGCGUCGCAGCCCGUGUUCGUCAACGGGACCGACGAGUCCGUCAACGCGGGGCCCGGCAGCCAGCCCGUCAUCCCGCACGUCGUCGACCGCACGCAGAAUGUGCUCAUCGGGCACGGCAGCCAGGACUUUGUGCUCAUCGCCGACGGCACGCUGCUGGCUAUCCAGAACAUGACGUGGGGCGGCCAGCUGGGGUUCCAGCAGAGGCCCGCCGGGCCGCUGUACGUGCCGUACCACGCCAACGACAACUUCGAGACUAUCACCGGCGCCGGCGUCAUCGGGACCGCACACACGGAGCGCGGCCUGACGUACUUUGGCGUGGCCCCCUCCGGGCACUUUUUGACCAUGGACCAGCCCGCCGUGUCGUUCCGCGGCCUCGAGAUCCUGCUCGGCCGCAUCGACAAUUUUCAGUCCACGCAGCCGUUCACCAUCGAGAUUGUCAACGCCACCGUCCAGCCGAGCGUCGCUCUCGGCAACGGGACCGUCGUCGCCAUCAACGGCAACGGCACGCUUGUUACUACGGGCGAGUCCAGCACCCAGGGUGUCAGUGCAGUCCCCACGUCGGCGGCUGCCGCGGGGCGCGGGAGCGUCGUCGGCAAACUGGCUGCUUCGCUCCUGUGCGCGCUGGCCGUGGGCGUCGCGGCGCUGCUUUAGUGGGUAAUGGGAUUGCUGCAAUGGUUGGGCUAGGGGUUAAGGCACGUGGGAUUUGGCGUUUGUAAGAGGGACCGGGGAUUGGGACAUAGGGUACACUCGGAAUCUUUGGGGCUGUUCGCUUUUGUUUUCGUGUUUGCUUCAUAGGAUCAAGUAAUAAUAGUCUCGCAAGAGUGUUCGAAAAGCUUUGUACGAGUAGCUCGUUUAGGGUGGGAACAUGAGGAGGUGGGCGUUGGAAGGAAUUUGGUCAAAUUUGAAGUAAUAAGUAGGGGUUUAAACAGAGCUUGAAGUUUAACAUUCGAGGAUUGCGGUGUUGUGUGUUGUGAGUGGGGAGGAUCGAAUUUCGGGGUUGAAAAUUAUGGGAAACUAAUUCGCAUUUGAUCUGUAGAAGUUACACGUCAAUAAGGUUGGAGAGGAAGGUGCAAUCUCUUGGCGUAGCU